UUGUCUUUGGGGAGGUCGGCUGGAAGCUAAAGACAGAGGCCACCAUGGAGAGAAACGGUGCUGCUUUUCCCCAAACACUAGACCCUAUACACCACUUCUACAUAGUGCUGCUGGAUCAGAGACAGAGGCUGCAUGGCCAAAUUGCUCACCUUCACAAGGUGGCUCGUAAACUCAACACGCUCCGCAGAAGGUCCCUGAUUGCCAACGUCAGUGGGAGCACCCUGACCGCUGCAGGAGCAGUCACAGCCAUUGUGGGGCUGUCCCUGAGCCCGGUGACGCUGGGAGCCUCUCUCCUGGCAUCAGCUGUGGGUCUGGGCCUGGCCACUGCCGGGGGGGCCAUCAGUAUCACCUCCGAUCUCUCUUCAGUGCUCUGCAAUUCCCAGGAGGUGAGGAAGGUUCAGGAAAUCGCAGUGGCUUGUCGGAAACAGAUGAGGGAAAUACUCAGCUGCCUGGAGUUCCUCCGCCGUGGGCAGGGCCCAGGGGACCCCACACUGCACCAGUCAGAGAAGAGGGCCUCCAUCUCACUGUACAACUCCGUCAGCUUCAUGGUCUUCUGUGGCUCCCACAGCUUCUUCGUGCCAGAAUACACAAAAGAGGUCACAAAAGUGAGCCAGGCUGUGCUGAAGGCCAAAAUCCAGAAGCUGGCUGCCAACCUUGAGACCUGCACCAGGGCAAUGGAUGAAGUCUGUGAACUUCUUGAGUCCAGGACAAAGCUUUCCUCAUGCACAAAGAGACUCAACUUGGGUGCUAAAACGACUGCUGAGAUUCUGAGACCAUCCAGCUGAAACAAUGUUUGCCCAAUAAUUAAAACUGGGCUUGGAGACAUUACAUUAUUAAUUGUCACCGUUGGCACUGCUACUUGUUCCUAUCAUAAUAUUGGUGGCGCUAAUCCACACAGGUGUGCACAUCUGUCAUGUGCCUUAUCUAUAUCUGAACACAAAUGCUUUUCUGAUAGGAAGCUAAAAGUGCCACACAUGCCCCC
Athene cunicularia (burrowing owl) is the source of this 982-nucleotide messenger RNA. It is a transcript of the gene APOLD1, whose product is annotated as apolipoprotein L domain containing 1. Bases 45 to 785 code for a protein of 246 amino acids. NCBI's taxonomy places the organism in Eukaryota, Metazoa, Chordata, Aves, Strigiformes, Strigidae. Gene Ontology annotation, biological process: lipoprotein metabolic process; lipid transport. Gene Ontology annotation, cellular component: membrane; extracellular region. The transcript has 2 exons. The record is from RefSeq and is a predicted model, not a curated record. Gene Ontology annotation, molecular function: lipid binding.